UCCCUCCCUAUAUAUAUUCAAAUAUUUCCUCGCAUAACAUUGUUGAAUAAUUUACUCCAGAAACGUUGUUUCACGCCUUUGUUUCGUCUAAAUUUCUUUAAUUAACCCAUACGUAAUGAUAUGGUCUCUUCUGCUAAGAGAUCAUCCCCAGAUGAAGAAUUAUUGCACCAGAACAUCUGCUGCCAAUUAUUUAUGGAUGUCCAUUUUCCACUCUACAUAUCUUCCAUUAACCCAUAUCCACCUUUAUUCAUUUAGAAAUGAUUCUUCAAAUUUAUGACAAAUUGUAGGUCUCUUAAAGGUUGGACUCAGUCUGCAACAAGCAGUCUGGUAAAUAAAAAACACAUCCACAUUGCUUAUUUUAUUUAUGUCAAAGCAAUCUCAUGAUAUCUAAGAUAAGAAACUGAGCCAUGACAGAUAUUUAAAGAUAUUUCUCAGCUUUUUAAGAAUUCCUCAAGAAUCAAUAUGGAGGUUAAUCACCUGGACAAUUCUAACACAACUGUUUUUAACCAUAUAAAUACAGUUAGAGAGAUGGACGGAGAUGAGAAAAUUGUAGACAAAAAUGUUACUGAAUAUCGUUGUGAGAUUUGUAGGAAGGGGUUCUCUUCUGAACAUGAAGUUUUCACACACAAAAAAACACACACAGGAGACAGACAGUUCCGUUGUGGAAUAUGUGAAAAAUCUUUCAACCAGAAAUGCCAUCUCGUCAUCCAUAUACGUAGUCACACUGGAGAAAAACCCUUCCGCUGUGAAAUAUGUGAGAAAUCGUUCACAGAUAAUACUAAUCUUGUAGUUCACAAAAGAAUCCACACCGGAGAAAAACCAUUCCAUUGUGAAAUAUGUGGGAAAUCUUUCACUGAUAAUUCUAACCUUGUCGUUCACAUAAGAAUCCACACUGGAGAGAAACCGUUUCACUGUGAUAUUUGUGGGAAAUAUUUUGUUGCUAACAGCGUCUUAAGAACACACAAACGAAUACAUACUGGAGAAAAACCAUACCGUUGUGAGAUCUGUGGGAAAUCUUUUAUUGAAAAUUCAAAGCUUACUAUCCACAGACGUAGUCACACUGGAGAAAAGCCAUAUCAUUGUGAAAUAUGUUGGAAAUCUUUUGUUAGUAAGAGUAAUUUAACACAACAUGAAAGGAUUCACAGUGGAGAAAACCCAUUUCACUGUGAAGUGUGUGGGAAAUCGUUCUCUCAGAAUUCCAGUCUUGUGGUUCAUGAAAGGAUCCACACAGGAGAAAAACCUUAUCACUGUGAAAUAUGCGGCAAGUCUUUUGUCUCCAACAGUGAUUUAAACAGACAUAAAAUUAUACACACUGGAGAGAAACCAUUCAAAUGUGAAGUAUGCGACAAAUAUUUUGUCAGUAACAGUUAUUUAACAAAACACAGAAGAAUACACACUGGAGUAAACAUCUUUCAUUGUGAGAUUUGUGGGAAGUCGUUUAUCACAAACAGCCUGUUAAAAAGACACAAGCAAAUACACUCUGGAGGGAAGUCUGUUAAAGACGAGACUUGAGAAAUGGUUCUCUGGCUAAUCUAAAUUUAUUUCUACCAACAUAUAUAUAUAUAUGUGUGUGUGUAGUUUGUGCCCGGUGACUGUGUAGAGAUGUUACACAUGUUGUAAUUCAUUCUUUGGCAUGUUCUCAGCACAAGAAACUAUUAGUAGCAUGUAAAAAUAUGUAUUGUGUCUAUUAAAUAAUAUAUAUAUAUUUAUAUAGAUUAAAGCAGAAAUGAAAAGACAAAUGGUUUGGCAAGACUUGACAAGGACAUUUAAUUUAGCUAUAUGAUAAAAAGGUAUACACAGUCUCUAACAGCUGCUUCUAGAAUAUCUCAACUGGAACAUAGUGUUGAGCAAGGAUUCCAUAGGCUGAGUAUCCUGUCAUUGGAGAGAAAUAGAUUAAAUAUAUGUAACAUCAUCAUCAUCAUCAUCAUCAUCGUUUAACGUCCGCUUUCCAUGCUAGCAUGGGUUGGACGAUUUGACUGAGGACUGGUGAAACCGGAUGGCAACACCAGGCUCCAGUCUGAUUUGGCAGAGUUUCUACAGCUGGAUGCCCUUCCUAACGCCAACCACUCAGAGAGUGUAGUGGGUGCUUUUACGUGUCACCCGCACGAAAACGGCCACGCUCGAA
Octopus bimaculoides (California two-spot octopus) is the source of this 2125-nucleotide messenger RNA. RefSeq lists its product as uncharacterized. Gene Ontology annotation, biological process: regulation of transcription by RNA polymerase II. Gene Ontology annotation, molecular function: RNA polymerase II cis-regulatory region sequence-specific DNA binding; DNA-binding transcription factor activity, RNA polymerase II-specific. Lineage: Eukaryota; Metazoa; Mollusca; Cephalopoda; Octopoda; Octopodidae. The record is from RefSeq and is a predicted model, not a curated record.